Sitodiplosis mosellana (orange wheat blossom midge) is the source of this 3262-nucleotide messenger RNA. Its product is annotated as open rectifier potassium channel protein 1-like. Gene Ontology annotation, molecular function: potassium ion leak channel activity. The coding region runs from base 599 to 3010 and encodes 803 amino acids. Gene Ontology annotation, biological process: potassium ion transmembrane transport; stabilization of membrane potential. The transcript has 7 exons. The record is from RefSeq and is a predicted model, not a curated record. NCBI's taxonomy places the organism in Eukaryota, Metazoa, Arthropoda, Insecta, Diptera, Cecidomyiidae. Gene Ontology annotation, cellular component: membrane.
GUCUGCCGACUUGCGCCUCAUUGUGCCACAGAGAGAAUUGACACACUCCGAUUUUUAUACCUCUUGGCUACAACAAACGAAAACCACGCAAAAACGAUGGGAUUCUUCAUUCCAAGGCCAAUAUUUUCGUAUAUUUUUGUUUUAUUAUUUCGACUAAUUUAAUUAAAGUUUAGUGUUUCCAUUUCUGCGAAUAGCCAACAGAACUUUUGGAUUAAUUAUCAAGAUCAUAAAAUAGGAGUCGCUUGGAUAGCCCAACAAAUAUUUAUUUUCAAUCAUUUUCACAGUCCUUACAUUUAUCGUCUGGUUGUCGUUCAGUUUACACUUGGAGUACAACUGAAAUAUCUUUUUGAUGCAUUCGGACGUUCUCCAUCUGAAAUUCGAAAAUGUGCUAUAAUUCUCAUGUGGCAGCAUCAAGUUUAAUAUUUAGUCGGUUUGUAGCGUAUAAUUCCAAAUUUAUUCGAAUCCACAAAUUUUUGUAUCAAAAAUUAUGACAGUGAGAACAAAGUGAAUAAAUAAUAGUGUUUCAGAUUUUUUAUUCAAUUUUUCAAUUUGGAAACGAACUUUUUAAAGAUAAUUGUGAACCACUAAUAAUAAUAAAAUGGGCCUCGCACCACGCCAGUGGAUUAUAUUAUUAACAUUUUACACGGUGUACCUAAUUUUCGGUGCGUGCGUUUUUUAUCACAUCGAACACAAAGCGGAAACAGAACGACGUGCCACAGAGCUACAGGCUCGUAUCGAUAUCAAUGAGUUGCUCGUUGCAUUCACAUCUCCAGACGAUAUUCAAAUACAGAAAGAUAUACUCAGCCGUCUCUCAUCCUAUUGUAACAAACCUGUAACAGAUCCGCAUGAGGACGAGUUCGUUAACCCCUAUCAAUGGACAUUUUAUCAUUCAGUAUUUUUCGCCUUUAUCGUAUGUUCGACAUUGGGUUAUGGCAACAUCACACCAUCGGGUACACUUGGGCGGUAUUUUAUGAUUGCCUACGCUUUGAUCGGUAUGCCCGUAAAUAUGAUACUGUACACAUAUCUGGGCGAAUAUUUUGGAUCGAAUUUCAUAAAAGUCUAUAGAAAGUAUAAGGCGUUUGAAUUUGCGAGACAUAUGCAUGCAAACGAACAUUACAGCCCACAUCGAUGGACCAUGGUCACCAAAAUUACGCUUUCGCUCGUUUUGCCGGCUUUGGUCAUACUCAUCUUUCUACCCUCCGUGUUGUUCACUUAUUUUGAAGGCUGGGAUUAUUCGAUCUCCGUCUAUUAUAGUUUUGUGACUCUGUUGACAAUCGGCUUUGGCGACUUCGUACCCACUUUUCAACCACAUCAAGAGCGCACGUUUGGUAUUUAUUUUGUGUUUUAUCAGAUUUUCGUAUUGGUUUGGUUUGUAUUCGGACUCUGCUACAUUCUCAUGCUAAUUGGAUUUAUCGCACGUGGAAUGCAAAGCAAAAAGAUCAGCCGCUUCGAAAAACAGCUCGCUGAGAACAUCAAAUUAACACAUAAUCGAAUAUGGAGCGGAGUUUCCAAAGAUGUGGGCUAUCUGAGAAGAAUCCUCAAUGAAGUAUAUAUUAUGCGAGUCAGGCCCGUGUUCACAGAGGCAAGCGAGGUGCAGCUGAAUUAUAGACAAAAUCGUUCACAAUCCUGUCCAAACCUCACAUUAUUCGGCUGUAGUAGUCCUGUUCCCCGCCGAAAGAGAGCCCUCUCUGAGAAUUUCUUCAGUGAUGAUAAGUACGCUGCAGAUGAACUAGACCAAUGGCCGCUGCAACUCCAAAGCCGACACUCUGAAACCAAUCUAAUGCGUAUUGAUAGAGAUAAGACUUUCAAUCAAAAUAAUAUCCUGGACAAUACCGGUGAGAUACUGGCUCAAGUGGUUUUCGCUUUAAACGAUUUCAAUUCAAAUAAAGAGGAACCAACUGCUACACUACCAUCAUCUGCUGGAGGAAUUGAUCUCUUCUCUGACGAAAGUAUUCUCGAAGAUGAAUGGUCGAUUAUCACAACACCAAGUCAUCAGUCGAACCAGAAAAUGCCGAAGAAAUUCCGAUCGCGGGCCAGGUCAUUGCAUCCACAGAUUUCGAAAAUUUCAAACGAAGAAUCAGAUACUCCACAAUUUACGUGGUCUGGCAACAACAAUGACAUUCAAGAUUACAUAAAUGCUCAAGUGAAAAAUAAGAAAGAAGCACCGAAAAAGAUCCUCAAAAAAGAUACCAACGGUAUUCUCAUAAAUAUUGACAAACCGAGAAAUGUUGACGCAAACGUGGAUCGCCGCAAAUCCGUUUUCAAUGCAUUUAAUAAUAUUUUCAAGCGAAGAAACACAAUGCACCCAUCGAAUGUUGAAGCGCCAAUCGAACAAAUUGAGCAGCCAUCAACGCCUUCGGUUAAGAUUUCCCCGGCCUUGGGAAGGAGAGCUUCAGUUAAAAUGGAUACUGUAAAUAGGCCCCAGUUAAAUGGGGAGUCAAAGAGGCGCCCAAGCAUUCUAUCGAAUCAAUCAGCGUGCUCUGAACACGUGCUUGAAACUACAACAAUAGCCGAUUUGAUACGAGCCAUUGAAAGUGCACACACCAGAAAUAUGUUGGGUCAAAAAACACACGACAGUCGUGUAAAUCGUCGCAUGUCCAUGGUUCCACAAUUAACAAGACGCGGUUCGGUUUCAUUUUCCUCUCCACUCGAAAUACCACCGGUCGGUUCGAAUUAUUUAAAACCGCGCCGACCGUCGCUAGUCGCCAUGCCUCGGAAUCGAAUUUUGACAACGAUGCGACAAAAUUCAAGUCCAAAUCGUUUUAAUGUGACUCCCGUUGUCGAUUCUCCUUCCAGCGCUGUAAGUCUCAGUCCCGUAAUACAACGUCGCUUGCGGCGAUUCAGUGCUGUACCUUCAACUACAAUUAUGCCACUGCGUAGACCAAGCUCUUCUCUACAUGCAACACCAUUAGCACUGAGACGAACUCAAUUCAAACAAACAAUAAGUCCAUUAGCAAAGGUAAUGCCUCCAACUCCAGAAACACCAACGCUAGCAACAAAAAAACUCUAAAUAAAAUCAUACCUUCAACACAUCUUCAGACUCUAUAAAUAUAUUUCCCGGUUUUGAUUUAAUACGUAAUAGCAACAGAAAGGAACAAAAAUAGUAAAUCUUCAAAUUUUAAAUUGACUUUUAUUUUUAACAUUUUCUCCGAAUCACACUAAAUUUUUUUGAUAAUGAAUCGGGCAAAUCAAAUUGCCUAAUGAAUUUCCUAAAAAUUAUAAAUAAGAUAAAUUAUGUAUGUAAAUAAUAAAGAACAAAAAA